GUGGAUAAGAAUUGAAGGUAAAAUUUUAUUUAAUUUUUGAAAUUAUUAAGUAGUUUUCUAGUAAUUAUUUAUUUGUGAAGUUCUUUCUUAUCUGCAUUUUGUACUAUUUAUAUAGUAAUAUAAAUAUUAUAAACAAUGACUGACGUAGAAAAGUACGAGGAGUUGCCUACCAAUGAUGCCCUAGCAAUCGGGUUAUCUACGGAGUUGCCAGAAAUCAAACUCUUUGGUCGGUGGAAUUGUGAAGACGUUCAUAUUAAUGAUAUGUCUCUUCAAGAUUAUAUUGCUGUUAAAGAAAAAAAUGCUAAAUACCUACCUCAUUCCGCGGGUCGUUAUGCAGCUAAGCGGUUUCGUAAAGCUCAGUGUCCUAUAGUAGAACGUCUGACAAAUUCUCUUAUGAUGCAUGGAAGAAAUAAUGGAAAAAAAUUGAUGGCUGUUAGAAUAGUGAAGCAUGCUUUUGAAAUCAUUCAUUUACUUACCGGUGAAAAUCCACUACAGGUAUUAGUUACUGCUAUAAUCAAUUCUGGACCGAGAGAAGAUUCCACCAGAAUUGGACGAGCUGGUACUGUUAGACGUCAAGCAGUCGAUGUUUCGCCUCUUCGUCGUGUUAACCAAGCAAUUUGGUUACUAUGCACUGGAGCAAGAGAAGCAGCAUUUAGGAACAUCAAAACUAUAGCAGAAUGUUUGGCUGAUGAAUUAAUCAAUGCAGCUAAAGGGUCUUCAAAUUCAUAUGCUAUAAAGAAAAAAGAUGAACUUGAACGUGUAGCCAAAUCUAACCGAUAAAUGUAAAAUAUUUUCACACUUAGAAAAUAAAUGUGACUAUCGUACUUUAUAAUCAGUGUUAACACUUAAUAGUAACUAUCAUUAAAGAAACUUUCUUUAAACAUUAUAGAAAGCCUAUUUAUGAUUAGGACGAGAGUUCUUUUCAUAUAAAAACAGUUAUAGUAAAGUCGAUCUUGCAUUUACUUGUUACCGUGAUUCUUGUUAACGUGCUUGAAUUAACUUGUCCAAAUAUUGGAUAUUUUUAAUUUCUAAACUGAC
Messenger RNA from Phymastichus coffea, 1038 nucleotides. RefSeq names its product small ribosomal subunit protein uS7 (gene RpS5a). Gene Ontology annotation, cellular component: ribosome; cytosolic small ribosomal subunit. The record is from RefSeq and is a predicted model, not a curated record. The transcript has 3 exons. Gene Ontology annotation, biological process: ribosomal small subunit assembly; translation. Bases 136 to 780 code for a protein of 214 amino acids. Gene Ontology annotation, molecular function: rRNA binding; mRNA binding; structural constituent of ribosome. NCBI's taxonomy places the organism in Eukaryota, Metazoa, Arthropoda, Insecta, Hymenoptera, Eulophidae.